ACUAUUAAAAGAAGAAAUUGGUGAUUUUGUCAAUUCUACAUCAGUGCACGGCCUUAAAUUCAUUAUCAACAGCAACACCUUGGCGGAAAAAAUGAUAUGGUUUUGUGUGAGCGCGUUUGCCGUUCUUGGCACCCUUCUGAUGGCCAGCACCGUCUGGCAGGCGUACCGAGCGUCGCCGACGCAGACGAUUGUUGAAAAUCCUAGUUUCCCGGUUUGGAACGUAGACUUUCCGGCUCUGACUAUUUGUAACCUCAACAAGGUGCAGCACUCACGGGCAAAAGUUUUGAUGGGAGAAAUAUUGGGAAGCAAUGUUGAUAACGAAACGGAGAAAUUGUUUAUGGACUCGCUGUUUGCUCUUGGGAUGUUGCGCUACCCUUAUUACCAUCAUGCGCAACUUUACGUCAGGCGAGGGAAUAAAAAUUUAAUGGACUUUGGAAAAUAUAAUCUCACCGAGUUAAUGAUGAAAGUGAUGGCGAAGCAAAAUGAAAUGUUUGGAACGUGCUAUUGGAAGGGCAAAGAAAUUCCGUGCAAUGUUGCUUUUAGACUGCAAAUCACCGAAGAAGGUUUUUGUUAUUCAUUUAAUUCACAAACAUCUGAAGACCCAAAUCCCCCAGACAUGGACUCGCCUCCGUUUCACUACAAAAAUGGCAAAAAGCAGCCGUGGAGAAACAACGCCGCUGGAAAAACCACGGGGCUUGAGGUGUUUUUCAAAUCUUCUGAGCAUGAGUAUUUACCCGGAGAUCAAAGGACUCCUGGAUAUAAUCUAAUUGUACACCAUCCCUCUGAAUUUCCGGACGUGGCACGUGCACUUUUCCUGACACGAACCAACAAAAGGGUGACUCUGCUGGCCGCGACGGCCUCGCGAGUCAAGGCCAGCCCGGAACUGGCGCGGCUCUCGCUGGAGGAACGCGGCUGCACCCUCGACUCCGACGGUCAGGAUGAGGUGCAGGAAAAUUGCAAGGCGCGCUGCAGGGUAAUGACGAUUGUCAAGCAGUGCCAAUGCGUUCCUUACUUUGGAGUUCGAAGGGUUCCAGUUUCUUUUGGAGGACUUGCCGGCCUUUUCCUUGGCUUCAGUUUAAUUAGCGCCGUGGAAAUGCUCUAUUACACCCUGCACCAAACAAGAAAUCUGUGGAACCUUUCACAUGGACAGUGA
Neocloeon triangulifer is the source of this 1153-nucleotide messenger RNA. RefSeq names its product sodium channel protein Nach-like. Gene Ontology annotation, cellular component: membrane. Lineage: Eukaryota; Metazoa; Arthropoda; Insecta; Ephemeroptera; Baetidae. Gene Ontology annotation, molecular function: ligand-gated sodium channel activity. The record is from RefSeq and is a predicted model, not a curated record. The transcript has 8 exons. Gene Ontology annotation, biological process: sodium ion transmembrane transport. The coding region runs from base 92 to 1153 and encodes 353 amino acids.